AUGACCGGUAUCAACUCGCAACAAAGCUCGGUUAUGAACGCUGUCCAAGCUGAACUAGCCAUCCUUAGACAUACCUCUAAAGCAAACCCCCUUCACAAGGGCUGGGGAUUUAUCAGGCGUCCGCUCAAUUCAUUCACUAUGGAGCAUGGUUCAGCGAGACAUCUCACGCUUGUCUUUGAACUUUUGCGAGAACCUUUCUGGAUAUACCGCAAAAGUUUUAUGGAUGAUGUGAUACCUUCAGGCGUGCUAAAGAUCUUCAAAUGA
Molecule: messenger RNA, 264 nt
Organism: Penicillium coprophilum
Lineage: Eukaryota; Fungi; Ascomycota; Eurotiomycetes; Eurotiales; Aspergillaceae
Exons: 2
Coding region: 1-264 (87 amino acids)
Source: RefSeq, a predicted model, not a curated record